This is a messenger RNA of Amoebophrya sp. A120, 1032 nucleotides long. The record is from the annotation of a GenBank genome assembly. Lineage: Eukaryota; Dinophyceae; Syndiniales; Amoebophryaceae.
UGUUGAACUAGGACCUGUUGUUGAGGCCACAACUACGAAGAGGACCUCCCAAGAGAACAACAAGACCUCACUAACAUCAGAGGAACCAACGCAACAAGAAUCUUCUUGGAUCCAGGCCAAGCCCAGUUUCAGCAGUACGAGAGGGAUUGUCCCGCAGUUGUUAUCUGGCCAGGUGGCAGGACGAGCUCAGCAAGCGCAGGGGGCGAGUAAAAAUGGAUUGCAGCAUGAUGGGGGAACUUCUCAGCUUCGUGGUGGUGCAGACUCGUCGUCUCCCGGGGACACCAUCUCUUCUUCCGCGACGCCCACGCAAACCGUGAACAUUCUGCCAGAUCAUGGGGGUAACGACGGGACACAACUACCAUCUGCAGUAGUAGGAACUGGAACAGCUACACAAAGUAUCCUUCCACCUAGUGGCACAAACACAGCUGGGCAAGCAGCAACAGUCGCUGAAAACCCAGAGGACCCUUUGAAAAAUGUUUCAGAAGAAGCCAAAGCAGGAGGAUCUGUCUUGACCACAAGUCUCGACGCUGCUGCCCAGGUAGAAGUAUCAUCAGCAACUACACAGCAGGUUGCAUCUGGAGGUGACUUCUACAACUUCCCUGGUGGCCGCGCUACUACUUCCACCCCAGAGCAGGCCGCAGGAGCAGGUGGAACUAGCACCGCUCCGCGCGGCGUCCUGAUACUCAAUGCGGACCGGACGCCCAGUACUGCGGAGAAUUUCCAGAGCAACGACGAGAACGUAGAGGGUGAACCUGUCAGGAACAGAAGAAGAUCCAGCAGUGGCAGCAGGGUGGUGCAUUUCAAAAACAGCCCGACGGUAAUGCCGGAUGUUUCGCGUGGAGGGGACCAUCAAGCGGUUGGCAGCAGCGUAAACACUGGUGCACAGCAAAGCGAAGUGAAGCAGUCGUCUGCUAGUACUUCUAGUAGUGGUGCGCCGGGCAGCACAUCGAACCUCCGGCGGGAAAUCGAGCAAAACGCGUAUGCGCUGUUGAACAAACCGAAUGGGACAAGGUCGAGCAUCUCAAUGACGAG